Molecule: messenger RNA, 984 nt
Organism: Panicum hallii
Lineage: Eukaryota; Viridiplantae; Streptophyta; Magnoliopsida; Poales; Poaceae
Product: vacuolar protein sorting-associated protein 60.1-like
Exons: 7
Coding region: 81-773 (230 amino acids)
Biological process (GO): late endosome to vacuole transport via multivesicular body sorting pathway; vesicle budding from membrane
Cellular component (GO): multivesicular body
Source: RefSeq, a predicted model, not a curated record
UCGUUUUCGAAAACCGACCCCGCUCCGCACGCGCCCUGACCCCUGCGGCGGCGCCGGCAGCCAACCGGAGCGGAGCGGCGAUGAAGAAGAUCUUCGGCGCCAAGAAGGACAAGGGGCCGCCCCCAUCCAUACAGGACGCAACCGAGCGAAUAAACAAGCGGGGCGAGACGGUGGACGAGAAGAUCAAGAAGCUGGACGAGGAGCUGGCCAGGUACAAGGACCAGAUCCGCAAGACCCGCCCCGGCCCGUCCCAGGAAGCCAUCAAGGCGCGCGCCAUCCGGCUCCUCAAGCACAAGCGCAUGUAUGAGGAGCAACGCAACAUGUUGUACAACCAAACCUACAAUCUCGACCAAGUUGCCUUCGCUGCCGAUGGCCUCAAGGACGCACAGCAGACUAUGAAUGCGAUGAAGGCGGCGAACAAGGAGCUCAAGGGAAUGAUGAAAACGGUCAAGAUUGAGGACAUUGAUAAUAUGCAAGAUGAAAUGACGGAUCUGAUGGACGUGAGCAAUGAGAUACAAGAAACUCUUGGUAGAAGCUACAACAUCCCUGAUGACGUUGAUGAGGAAGAACUGAUGGGGGAGCUGGAUGCUUUGGAGUCUGAUAUGGAGUUCGAGUCAGCUGCAGUUCCGUCGUACCUUCAACCUGAACCUGAUUUUGAUGCCGACCUCAACUUACCUGCUGCACCAACUCGCCCUGCAGCAGUCCCAGCAGGUGGACAGCAGGAGGAUGAACUAGGAUUACCAGCGGUGCCUCGAGCAUCACUUCGCAGUUAGAAAUGGUGUUGUACCUUGAUCUUAAUUUGGUGUGAAAACUCUGUGGUCUGUGUCUGAGUCUGAACAGUCUGAUGUAUGCUUUUUUUUUUCGUCAUGGUAAUGCUUCAGUUUAUUAUGCUUGCUGUAGCUGCUGCCCUUUCCUGUUUCCUUGUUAAGGUAACAAUUAUAUAUAAUCGUGUCUCUUUAAUGUUGUGUAACCGCAACAGAUUAA